AUGCCCCACUAUUGUAUCCUUUUCAAAGACCUUUAUCCAAGAGUGUAUCGUGUAAGUGCUCUCUCAUACCAUCACCAAGCUCCACUUGGUUAG
This is a messenger RNA of Blumeria graminis f. sp. triticale, 93 nucleotides long. NCBI's taxonomy places the organism in Eukaryota, Fungi, Ascomycota, Leotiomycetes, Helotiales, Erysiphaceae. The record is from the annotation of a GenBank genome assembly.